Molecule: messenger RNA, 543 nt
Organism: Adineta steineri
Lineage: Eukaryota; Metazoa; Rotifera; Eurotatoria; Adinetida; Adinetidae
Source: the annotation of a GenBank genome assembly
AUGUCAGCAGAAGACAAUAAUCAACAACAACAACCAAGAUUACCUUUAAAAGAUGUACCUGAUGAAAUUCAACAGAAAAUUAUUGAACUUGGAGGAAAUCCUAAUCUUAAUCUUUAUAAAACUUUAUCAUCUAAUCCAAUAUUACUUUCAUCUUGGAUAGAUAUUGCUUAUUCAUUACGAAAUAAUUGUACAACAUCACGACAACUUCGUGAAUUAAUGAUUCUUCGUGGUGCACAACUUUGGCAUUCAAAUUAUGAAUGGUUUCAACAUGAACAAAUGGCAAAACAAUGUGGUUUAUCACAAGAAAAAAUUGAUUCAAUUAAAGAAUGGAAAACAAGUUCUCUUUUUGAUGGCAAAGAAAAAAUAGCAAUUCAAUUAAUGGAAUCAUUGAUUGAAAAUCGAGGAAAAUUAAAUGAUGAAUUAGAUAAACAAUUAAAAAAAUAUUUUACAGAAGCUGAAUAUUUGGAAUUGAUUUUAACAGGAAGUUUCUAUGUAAUGGUUCCAACAGUAUUAACAGCAUUACAAAUUCAAACUGAAAAUUAA